Molecule: messenger RNA, 912 nt
Organism: Trichomonas vaginalis G3
Lineage: Eukaryota; Parabasalia; Trichomonadida; Trichomonadidae
Product: glycine-rich protein family
Exons: 1
Coding region: 1-912 (303 amino acids)
Source: RefSeq, a predicted model, not a curated record
AUGGUUCGCUCGAUUCACGGGAACACUCAAUGCAGGAAGCUAGGUAGCCGAGGUGGUGCUGGCGGCUACAUCUCAGGCUAUAUAAAACUCGAUUCUCCGGUAACCGCAUACGCCACGAUUGGCGGUAAAGGGAAUUACUCCUUUACAAGAUAUUCGGAGCACACAGAUGCUGAUUACCUCCCCGAAAAUUUAGUUCUAGGAGGGUAUGGCGGUGGUGGAGCUGCCGCAAAUUUCUAUGGUUCCAUUACCAAUUAUGGAGCGGGAAGUGGUGGUGGCCAAACCGCAGUCAAAUUUAAAGAAAAUGAUCUUUGGCACCGAGUCAUUGUGAGUGGUGCUGGCGGUGGCUCUGAUAACCACAUCUCAGGUCUUGAUAUUUUUUCUGGCCCAGAUGAUGGCUCCGGCGGUGCUGGAGGAGGCCUUGAAGGCCAAGGAUUUUGGAUUGAUGGAAAUUUAACGUCUGAUUUUAUCGCGAAUUCCACCUUUGGAUUCACUUUUGGAUUCGGAGAGACAGCACAGAAAGAUAAAUCGAAAAGUCCAUUUGGUAGAAAAGGUGAAGGAGUUCGUCAUAGUGACCGAGCUGGCGCAGGAAGUGGAUGGUUUGGCGGAUUUGCCAGCCAUAGUGGAAAUGGAGGUGCUGGUGGAGGCUCUUCAUGGGCAUUGACAAAAGAUGCAAUAAUUCCAACUGGGCCAAUUAGUUCUCGUGGAACAUUGUUUCUUUAUGAUAAAAGUCUCCCAUACGCGUUCACAAAGGAGAGUGGUUAUCUGUUUGAGGGAGUUACGACAUAUCCAGGUGUUUGGGAUGGAAACGGAAGACUUGUAAUACAAAUUGUUGAUGAAAAUGAAUUAAUUUAUGCUCAACAGUUCAAAGUAGACUCUGCAUUCCUCUCAAUUGGCUUUUCUAUACAUGUUUAG